GGGAAAUCUAGAUGGUGCUAGGGUGGAGCAGCACAAACGGGAACGGGGGUUGCGGCAAUCGAAUUCGCAAACAAUGGCUGGGUGUAGUGGGUUUGUUAUACUGCUAUCUGCAGCAUAACCACACUCAACAGGCGGCACGUACAAGUGAUUAUUUGUUUUAUCGUCAACGAGUUGAUUAGUGGCCCGAAUGGAUGGACACAUCCGCUGAUAAUAAUGCUCCGCUUCGCUUAAUUGCCCGUGGCGGAAGUGGUAGUGAAAUACACUGGAGCAUUAUUGUCAGCUUUAGUUUUUGUUCCACCCUCGUACAUAGGACGUGCGUUCGGAUAUUUGCAAUGACCCGUUGAAUCCCGCCUAGCAGCAGCAUCACUAGCCGAAAUUAUCACCACUACAGAGACACUGCUGUGUGUACGCUUGAGCGGGGCUAGAUCGAUGCUGCUUGGAGCACGGGCUACGGUGCCUUCGGUGGCUGUCUUGGCGUAGAGCGGCAGCAUAACACGACAAGACGACGACGGGGUGGUAAAAGUGAAAGUACGAUACAUAGCCGCGUAGUAGUGAUCCGGUUGUACGUUUGCUGUGUUGGUCUGAGACAUCUUACGCAGCUGUUUUAACACACCAUCUUGCGAUCGCGAGACGGUGUUGAGACGGACACGCGUUCGGUCCUUAUUGGUUUGCGAAGAAAACUGUGAAACACACCACGUAACGGUGGCUUAUAGUUGUCCACACAAACCCCGUGAACCCUAGCAGUAUUAGGUUAGGUGUACGUCGUACUUCACAUUCCGCAACGAUCGUGUCGAUCGAUCAGUUUAGUAAGUGGCGAUUAAAAGCCCACCAGCCUAAACAUGACGUACAACAUGGAUGAACUGAGGAAGCGGUCCGCCGUGUCCGCACCAUCCCAUAAUAUCGCGAGCAAUCUAAAGCCCGUCCCGCAGCAUGCAAAAGUACCGGAAUCAUCGAAAAACGUCACCGAAAUCACCCGUACCCAUGGGACAGCGUACGUGAUCUUCUUUUCGCUGUUGCUAGAUCUGCUAGCGUUCACCAUGAUUCUGCCGCUGCUGCCGUCCCUGCUCGAGUAUUACCGCAAAAAUGAUAACCAGCUGUACGGGUAUCUAGCGGACAGUAUUAAGCAGUUCCAGGUGUGGAUCGGUGCACCGGAACGAUUCACGAGCGUGCUGUUCGGCGGCGCUCUCGGCUCGAUGUUUAGCUUUCUGCAGUUCCUGAGCAGUCCGAUCGUCGGCGCACUGUCCGACUAUUACGGCCGCAAACCGCUGAUGCUGCUGUGUGCGACCGGCAUUGCCGCUUCGUACGGUAUUUGGGCGUACUCGGAAUCGUUCCUGCUGUUUGUGAUCGCUCGUUUCGUCGGUGGCAUUAGCAAGGGCAAUGUGUCGCUCUGUAUGGCCGUGAUAACGGAUGUCUCGAACCAGCAGAACCGCGGCAAGGCGAUGGCUCUGGUCGGGAUCGCUUUUUCGCUCGGGUUCAUCGCCGGCCCGAUGAUCGGUGCUAUGUUUUCACGCCUUUCGGACAAAACCAGUGCGCUGUGGUUUUUUGCACCGGCCAUGUUCGCGAUGCUGUUGGCUGUAGCCGACAUUCUGUUUCUGGUGCUGUGCCUGAAGGAAACGCUACCGAAGGAGAAGCGCUCGACGCGUAUCAUCAACUCGCUAUCGCACGCUAUCGAUCACAUCAGUAUUAGAGCGUUGUUUCGGUUCUCGGCGGUCGAAAAUCUGUCCCAGAAGGAUGUGCGCUCGCUGCGGAGCCUGGGGGUCACCUACUUUUUGUACCUUUUUCUAUACUCGGGGCUUGAGUUUACGGUGACAUUUUUGAUGUACCACAAGUUCGGGUACACGUCGAUUGAUCAGGCAAAGGUGUUCCUUACCACUGGUGUACUGAUGGCGCUGCUGCAAGGUUCGGUGGUGCGCCGGCUUCCCGACCGGUUGGUAAAGACUUCCGCAGUAUUUGGCCUAUACUUAAUCAUUCCUGCCUUCAUCAUCGUCGGGUUGGCCGAGUCUUCCCCCAUGCUUUAUCUGGGCAUGAUCCUAUUUGCAAUCUCCACCGCCUUCGUCGUAACGUGCAUGACCACCAUCACCUCGAAGUAUGGUGAUUUCCAUCAGAAAGGUACCGUGCUGGGAGUGUUCCGUUCGCUGGGUGCACUUGCCCGAGCGGUCGGUCCGAUCGUAGCGUCGGUAGCGUUCUGGAGUGUCGGUGCUCGGGUAACGUACAUCGCCGGUGGAUUGCUGCUACUGUGGCCCGCCCUUAUGCUGCAGUACUUAAAGCUGUGAAUCACGGGAAUCCCACCGCGUUAGUAUGUCCAAUUUUGUUUUCUGUUUUACCGUCUUUUGUAUUGUUAUAUUAUACAUGCGCAUAUAUAUUUAUAAAGAAGAAAAACACCGAUCCGUAUUGAUAUUUUUACAGUAUUCUGUAAAAUUCCUUACCAACAUGCUAGGAAAACAAUCCCGCGUUGGGGUAGUUUUGAAUCUCCGAUUUAUCCGGUUAGUGUAUCGUUUUUUUCUAAAUCAAUUGUAAAAUCUGUAUUGAAGGAAUGAACGGCGAUACCCCCGGCAAAGAGAAGUAGUGAAUACCUACUUAACAUCGAACGGAAUAAAGCAGUUUUGAAUGGAAAAGUUUAA
Anopheles stephensi (Asian malaria mosquito) is the source of this 2621-nucleotide messenger RNA. It is a transcript of the gene rtet, whose product is annotated as major facilitator superfamily domain-containing protein 10. The record is from RefSeq and is a predicted model, not a curated record. Lineage: Eukaryota; Metazoa; Arthropoda; Insecta; Diptera; Culicidae. Gene Ontology annotation, molecular function: transmembrane transporter activity. Bases 840 to 2273 code for a protein of 477 amino acids. Gene Ontology annotation, biological process: transmembrane transport. The transcript has 5 exons. Gene Ontology annotation, cellular component: brush border membrane.